GGGAAGGAAUAUGGCGGCGAUUGAUGGAUCGGGGCUUCUUUUGCGCUUUUAACCGACAAAAAAGCAGUUAAUGCUGAAUUUUAACGUUUGAUUCGAUGUAAUGCUGGACGGUGGCUGUGACCCGAGACUGCAAAUCACCGGACUGACGGUUUAUUCCUGGAUUCCAUUUUUCCGGCUUGGCCUUGCUCAGUGCUAAAGACCGCCAGGACCCCCUGUCUGACCUCUGCAGCAGGAGUUUUGCCUUCCCAUGGACUUGACUCCAGCAUCAGGCUUCAAGCGGAGGCCUGCUGCCUCCCCUCCCCCAAGUGGAGUUAGAGAGAUUGCCAGGAGCCCUCCUCCGUGCUCCCCUUCCUUGUCUUUGUCAUCUCCUUCAUCUGCUCCGUCGUCCCCCCUGUCUACAUCCUCCUCCGUUUGUGCCAACUCAUCCAUUUAUCAGAACCAUGUUAAAGGUCAGACCCAGGGGACAGAGGUGGCCAGGGUGUCCUCCACGUCUGCCUCUCUAACAACACAGUCUCUCUCCACACCUACACCCAACACCACCUCCUCGGAGUCCCUCCCUCACACGUUGGUGCAGCUGCGCGUUGAUUGUGAAGAAGAGGGUGGGAAAAGGGACAUGUACGAUCCUUUCCAUCCAACUGAGGGGGUGAAGGAGGAGGAGGGGGGUGAAGGGGAGAAAUAUGACCCGUUUGACCCCACUGGCUCCCCAGCAUCAGAUGCUGAUGAUGACAAAGUGAGGGGGGUGAGGAGGAGUGCUGAGAGAGAAGAUGAAGAGGACAAAGAGGAAGAACCUCCAGACUCCACUGACACCUUGACUGACCUGCCGAGCCCCAGUCUGACCUCCCAGCAGCCUCUGAGGAGGAGAGUGGACUGUAGCUCCGCCAAAGUCGCAGAGCAGAGGGACAGUGCUGACUCUGAUCACUCUGAGAUAGAGGAGGGGGAGAUAGUUGGGGCUGCUGACAGAGAUGGAAGCAAAAAGAGAGCUGCUGGAGAACUCCUCACCCUGAAUUCUCCCAGUGUUUCUUUUUUUGGCUCAAAACCAGAGCGCAUCCUGCGGGUGCUGGACGGGGACGGCUUUGUGUCGGUGCGCGCAGAGAGCAACUGGGAGGUGGACAGGGAGCCUGAGGACGAGCCAGUCGUAGGAGUAGAGGACCUGAGAAGGAAGCUGGUCAGCAGGCGAAAGGAAAGAUAUCUCUCCUUUCCUGCUUCAUCCCCCAUCUCUCCUCAGCCACCGCCUACUUCGUCCCAUCCUCCAGCCUCUACACCCUCUCCCCCUCUCACUCCUCCGGUAGAGCAGGGCAGCAAGAGCCGCAGCAAGUCCUCCAAGAGUUCCAAGGACCACGAUCGACAGAAAAGCAAGGACAGGAAGGCUGGGGAGAAGGAGGAGAGAAGAAAAAAGAGUAGGAAGGACAAAGAGGGAGGUCGGGAGAGGAGCAGAGAAAAGGAGCGAGGGCACAAGAGUGGGAAGGAGGUUAAAGGAAGGAGGAGCAGCAGGAGCAGUAGCCGGAAGAGGAAGAAAAGACAGCACAGCAGCCCUGAGGCCUCACGCUCUUGCAACUCCUCAGGAAGAGGAGGCCACUCUAGACACUCCUUCUCCAACCUGUCUGAAGAAAGACACAGAGAGAAGAAAAGAGAUAAAGACAGAGACAGAGGAAGAGAGAGAGACAGGGACAGAGACAGAACGCAACAUCGGACCAGUAGCCACAGAAAAGAUGGAAGAGAUCGAGAGUCCAGCUCCAGGAAGGACGAGGGGGAGAGAAAGGGAAGACACUCAAGCAGCAGAGAGCGAGGCCUUUCAAAGAGGUCCAGAAAGAGCAGGGAGAAGAGAGACAGUGACAGAGAAAGGCAGAGGGACAGGGAGCGGCGUCGGGACGGUCGUCCCGUAGUUCCGCCAUCGAUCCAGGACCUCAACGGCUCUGACCUGUUUGCCAUCAAGAGAACAAUCACAGUCACCACCACCACCACCACCACCACUGUACCCGGCUCCCCCAGACUGGCCCCGACCUCCCCCUGCCGGCCCACUCAGGAUUCUGACAAGCCCCACAAGAGGAAGAAGAAGAGGAAAUGGCACUCAGCUGGGGAGAUGGACGACCGGGGAAGCUGUCACAGCCGAUCCCAGUCGCUCUCGCCCCCCAGGUAUCACAGCUACGAGUCCGACCGCUACUCAGACAAACUGGAGAUUGACGUGUUGUCUUUGGACGGUGAGGCUUUGGACUCAGACUACCCAUCUUUGGAGGACACACCCCCUGCUGCCCUGCCUCCAGAACCACUUGUCCCCAGUCCCAAAGUUAAAACAACCCCAAAGACUGGACGACAUCACCCGAAAAAGAAAUCUCGCACAAUAAAGAAAAUUGGCCAAUCGGAAUCCUCCUCCUCCUCUUCCAACAGAACCAAAAGCAAAUGCCUCUCCUCCCUGACGGUCACCUCAGGCUCUGCCUCCGCCUCCUCCGGCCUCCCCUCAGCAAAGCGAGCCAGGAAGAUGGGCAAGGACAAAGAGCGGGACAAAGGCAGCAGGAAGGAUUUGGGUCGCUCUGGUAAAUCUAAGAAAGAGAGCGGCAGCAAUCAGAAAGGCAAGCUUCAGUCCAAAGUGUCUGUGCUGGUGCGUGAGGGCGUGAGCAGCACCACAGGGGCCUCUGUCGGCUCUGGAAAGCUGGGCAUGGACCUCCUGGGGUCAGGAGGCACAGGGGGGGUUGCUGGAGGCUCCGUGGUGGGUGGCUCAAUCGCAGUAGUCUUCUGCAGGGACAAUGAGAGCAGGUCUCCGUUCCUCAAACCUUGCUCUGAGCCGCUGUCACUGGGCAGCCGCAGUAAAGAUCUGGCCUCUAUGGGAAAGCGAAGCAGCUUGGCUGCACCCCCAUCCUCCUUAACCAGCCCUGCAGGACUGAAAUCUAAGAAAACCAAACCAAGCUCUAUCACAUCCACCUCCUCCUCUGCCUCCUCCCCCUCAUCAACUCUGGCAACCAAGCGUCGCCGUCGCCUGGCCAAGAAGACGAGAGAAAAGAGUGGAACUGGUGGGUUGACAGCUGGAGACAACAGCCAAUCAAAAGCCCCGUCUGAGGGCUGGGGCGGAGCUUUACCAGAAGUUCAGUCAGCAAUUGGAGACAGCAGCAAGUCAGUCAGUCCACAUACAAGCCAAGCUGGCCCUGCGCCCUGCUCCUCCUCCUCUUCCUCCUCUUCUUCCUCCUCUACCAGUGUACUCCCGCCUUCUUCCUCACCGCCCCACACGCCUCCACCCUCCGUGGCUCCUCUGCGGGACACCAGGGAGUCCUCACCAGACUCUCAGACUGUGGACAGCAGCUGUAAGACUCCAGACCCUUCAUUUCUAGCUGAGGACUGUCCAACUCAGACCAGCCCCACACUCCCAGCAUCCAGUCCAUCCAGCCUGUCCACCCCCCAGGGAGCUGGCCUCAGCAUUGCCUUGUCUACACCCUCUGCCAAGCCCCCUACUCCAGAUGAUGCACCCAAAUCCCUGGCCUCCCCUCCCUGCUCGUCCUCUUCAGCAGGCUGCGGUCUCACCUCCCUGUCUCUGCCCCUAUCCUCAUCAGACCCUUCCUCCUCCUCUGUGUCCUCCUCGUCUGCUAGUAAGCCUCCUCCUCCUCCCCCUCCAGCAGCGCCUGCCCUCCCCUGGAGUCUGCAGACCGGAGUGGACUGCACGACUGGAGGAGUUCUAGCAUUGACUGCUCUGCUCUUCAAAAUGGAGGAGGCCAACAUCGCAAGCAGAACAAAAGCACAAGAAUUCAUUCAAGCAACCAGCCAGAUCCUCUCACAGGCCAAUCAGAGCCAGUCCCAGCAGCUGGCCCCUCCCUCGUCAGCCUCCUCCUCCUCCUCCUCUCAGAUCCCACCCCCUCCCUCUCUCCCUCCGCCUCCUGGUCUGAGUCCGGCCCAGUUCAUCCUCCACAGCUCCCUUCCAUUGGUUGGCUGCACCAAAACUCCGCCCUCUCUCCUGCACCCCUCCAUAGGUGGUGGAUGUGCACAGACCCCGCCCUCUAUCAUGCCUGUGGGGCUGUCUGGAGUUACUGGGAGCUCUGGUGACACUGGCUGGGACAAUGAGAGCAAAGACCCUGAUAAGUACCUGAAGAAGCUGCACACCCAGGAGCGGGCAGUGGAGGAGGUGAAGCUCGCCAUCAAACCUUACUAUCAACGCAAAGACAUCAACAAGGACGAAUACAAGGACAUCCUCAGGAAAGCAGUGCAUAAGAUCUGUCACAGCCGCACUGGGGAAAUCAACCCUGUCAAAGUCAGCAACCUGGUUAAGCUGUACGUCCAGCGCUACAAAUACUUCCGGAAACAUGGACGCAAAAUGGACGAGGAAGAGAGGGAUGAAAGGGAGCCAGGAGCGCUGCAUUCCUCUGCCUGAUGGAAGACUUUUUGAAAUCUUCCCCCUCCCGCCUUGACGUGGAAGAUCUGAGCAGUCCACCAAUUGUCUCCGUCUGAUAUUUUUAUUGUUUUAUGGCCCACCUUGUCGAUGCUUUUAUGUGAUCUUUUGGAAGCUUCUCCUCUUAUCUCUAUGAACUCACUGUAAAUAUGUCUUACAUAGAAAAUGUAUCAUGUAUACAACGUUCAGGAAGUGGAUACUAUCCUGCACACCUAUGUGAUCUUAUACAGUCCAGUCACCAACCCUGCAAUAAAUCCUGCCUUUGUGAAGCUUAUAGUUUUUAAAUUUUGUUGACUGUGUCCUUACGAAGCUUCACAAUGGUGGCAUGAAUUGCAGGGCCAUUUUUCAGUAGAAUUGAUUUAGGUGUUCAUGCUGCUUUGUUCAUCCCAUCAUGAUGUGUAUUUGAAUCCAAGGCGAGGGGAGAUGUAAUGCCCAGUGACACCAACAUGUGUUGUAUAAUAGUGUGAGGAUGUCCCCCCUCCCCUUGUCUCUGCAGAUAGUAUGAUGGUACAAAUACAUGGACACCUGUCAGUU
Molecule: messenger RNA, 4903 nt
Organism: Plectropomus leopardus (leopard coralgrouper)
Lineage: Eukaryota; Metazoa; Chordata; Actinopteri; Perciformes; Serranidae
Gene: scaf1
Product: SR-related CTD-associated factor 1
Molecular function (GO): RNA polymerase II C-terminal domain binding
Source: RefSeq, a predicted model, not a curated record